Messenger RNA from Gastrolobium bilobum, 2759 nucleotides. RefSeq lists its product as uncharacterized. The transcript is spliced from 5 exons. The record is from RefSeq and is a predicted model, not a curated record. The coding region runs from base 217 to 2250 and encodes 677 amino acids. Lineage: Eukaryota; Viridiplantae; Streptophyta; Magnoliopsida; Fabales; Fabaceae.
GUUUCGGCCAUUGUUGCGAGGUAUAGGGUUUUUGAAACCCCAAAUCUUUCUCUCUUACCCUCUCUAAUCCGAAACAUCACACAUAUUUUAUCUCAUCAUUUCAGAAAGCUGAAUCUUGGUGGGACAUUGAGAUUACAUCUCCACACUCCCAUUUUGUGCUAAAAAAUCCGAACCAACCUCCAAACCCAAAACCUAGAUCUAAUUUUUGUGUGAAAGAUGAGUUCAAGUCCAAACAUGGUUCCUAUAGUUGUUUACUACAAUGGGAGGCAUUUUGAAGGUCCGAACGGUGUCCGAUUUGAAGGAAAAACAAAAACGAUGAAAAUCAAAGUGGGCACUACAUGCAAUGAACUGAAGGAGAGAAUUCUUCAAAAAAUGGGGUCAGAAGGCAUACAUUCCAUCCACCGCAUGAUAGCCAGGUUAGAGACUGUAGUGGAUAUGGAUACAAUAUACUACAUUGGAAACGAUAUAAAUGAUGAUGAAGAUGUGGAGUUCGUAACAGAUGCGUUUGUUGAAUGGAAAGUAUUAAAAUAUAUUGAGAUAUAUGUUGAAGUUGAUGUUGGACAAUCUUCAUCUUUACCGGUGCAUACAACCACUACUGCACACUGUACCGGUCAAGAAGAUACAGUUGUACGAUCUUCUGCACCUCCUCAGGUAGCAUGGGAUGAGGAUGAAGAGGAUGAAGACGAGGACUAUGUGGACAGCGAAGAUGAGGGAGAACCUGAAAGUGCUAUUCCAGAAGGUGAUUCGUCAGACACUGACGUGGACGGUAAUUUUGAGGCUGACAUGAGCGCCGUAAGUCUCGGUACCCCAGCCUUGUCACCACUUCAUGUCGACCCAGUCAGUAGUGAUGCAGGGUCUGAGGAGCCAUUCUGGAAUGAAAGCCAACAUUAUUCAUUCAUUAACUGGGCGCACCCUAAUGACGAGUUGGAGAUCCUAUAUGGCGAUGAUGACUUGCACGGAGGUUGGAAGUUAGGAGAUCCGUUAUUUGUGCAACAAGAAUUUGGGUCCAAACCAGAAUUGCAACAUGCUGUGAAGAUACAUUGUAUGAAGGGGCGCAGGACAGCCAUAGUUGAAAAAAGCGACGAGUCAAGAUUUGUUAUGAAGUGUAAAAACCAUGGUGACGGUUGUCCCUGGUAUAUGAGGGCAAUUAAGCCGAAGAAGGGAGCUAACUGGGUGGUCCGUAAAUGGGGUCAAGGUCACACAUGCCUAAAUCAAGGCCUAGCACAGGAUCAUAGACAGUUGGAUUCAAAUGUCAUUUGUGCGGCUAUAAUGAAUAUGUUAAAGGAAGAUCCAUCCACAAGACCAGCUCUGAUACAAGAGAGGAUACAGGGAACAUAUGGAUACAACAUAACGUACAGGAAGGCCUGGAAGGCAAAAAUGAAGGCCAUCGUUAAGUUGUUUGGUGACUGGGAGAAAUCGUACGCAUUCUUGCCAAAUUGGCUGAAGUAUAUGACGGAGGUGAAUGUGGGUUCUGUGUUCAAACUUGAUACAAAUCAAUGUUUUGAUGAACGUCGGGUUUAUACAGACAGGGCCGUAUUUCAAAGGGUUUUUUGGACAUUUCACCAAUGCAUUGAAGCAUUCAAACACUGCAAGCCUAUAAUUCAAAUUGACGGCACUCAUCUGUAUGGGAAGUACAAAGGUACUCUAUUGAUUGCAACAUCUCAGGAUGGAGAUGGAUUUCUGCUCCCUAUUGCCUUUGCUGUUGUUCCUCCAGGUGAGAGGUUGGAUGAUUGGUCCUGGUUUCUUAGCCUUUUACGUUUUCAUGUCACACAUAGGCAUGGUAUUUGUCUAAUAUCCGAUCGUCAUCGAAGCAUCAUAAGGGCGGUGAAAGACCACGGAGGGUGGCAGCCUCCAUAUGCUUAUCAUGUAUUUUGUCUACGUCACAUCGGAAGCAACUUCAAUACCCGUUUUAGGAAUGUGGAAUUGAAGAAAACGUUGAUGAAAUUAGGGUACACAUGUUCAAAGAUAAAUUUCGACAUUAGGUACAAGGAAUUUAUCGAGAACAAUCCUGAAGUUGCUUCAUGGUUGGAUGCGAUUCCGAAAGAGCAAUGGUGCAGGUCGUAUGAUGAGUAUGGACGUAGGUUUGGUCAUAUGACAACUAACCUAUCUGAGUGUGUGAAUAAGGUGCUUCGUGGAGCACGAAAUCUGCCUAUAUCUGCAUUGGUCAAGAUGACAUUCAGUAGACUCGUUGAGUAUUUCGUCAAGAGACGUGAAGGGAUUGAAAAAGAUAUCUCACAAGGUUAUGCCUGAAAUCGCUCAAGAUGACACUCCUCCAGCAGCUCUACUCGGGUACCCCUUUUGUGGGUUUUCGAAAUGGGGCUGCUGGGGUAUUUUAAAACCCUACCGUCGAUGUUUACCCGGGUACACUGCUCCGUACCCGGGUAAAUAAUUCAAACAUUUUCCCAGAUUCAAGAACUCUACCCGGGUACACCCCUACAUACUCGGGUAGAUAAAAAGUUUCAAAAUUUACCCGGGUAGGUAAUGGUGUACCCGGGUAGGCUUCGUGGUCAACGGUCAAACAAGGGCAGAUUGGUGUUAUGUUUGUUGGGAAGGGUAAAUUUUCGAAAUAGUUUUGAAUGAGGGGCAAUUUGGUAAUUAAUUAUUAAUUAAGGGGCAUAAGGGUCAAAAAGCCCCCGAAUUCUCGUUACAUCGUCACUAUCAUUUAUCCGUUUUUCUCAAUUAGGAAUCCCGGCUCAGAUCGCAUAAUAACCUUGCGUAGCACCAAAUCGUAGGCAACUCACUUAUUUAUCAUUUCCAUC